Messenger RNA from Saccharomyces eubayanus, 1701 nucleotides. It is a transcript of the gene SNF12, whose product is annotated as Snf12p. The record is from RefSeq and is a predicted model, not a curated record. The transcript has a single exon. Gene Ontology annotation, cellular component: nucleus; SWI/SNF complex. Gene Ontology annotation, biological process: regulation of transcription by RNA polymerase II. Bases 1 to 1701 code for a protein of 566 amino acids. NCBI's taxonomy places the organism in Eukaryota, Fungi, Ascomycota, Saccharomycetes, Saccharomycetales, Saccharomycetaceae.
AUGUCCAAAGUGAUUAAGCCCAGUAGCGGAAAGGGUUCCAGAAGGAGUUCGAAGGGUAAUACGCCUGAUGCUAAGGCUUCUGCCCAUGCAAAGAAAAAGGAUUCGGUGAACCAAGAUAAGCCCAAUAAUGCUUCUCAGAUUACACCGGCAGUGCCGCAUUCUCAUCCAUCAGAUAUGGUAAUUCCUGACCAUUUGACUGAAUUGAUUCCUGAGCUGUCUUCUUUCCAGCAUUUGAUGGAUUCCGAGAAAAGAUUGGACCAGUUUAUUCAUUUACAAAAUUUACAUAUGAAGCAAAUGGUAGCGUUAUGGAAUAACCCCAAGGUCUCUCAAGAAUCUUCCUAUCUUCAUUUAGAUAAACCAAAUAUAAAAUAUCUCCGAAUUUUUAUUUCAAAUGUUAGUGAAAACCAACCUUGGCAAAUGGACACGGACAGUGAUCCUAGCCUUAUGGCAUUGGAGAAUGCUUCCUGGACAAUGAGAAUUGAAGGCCGAUUAUUGGACACAGUGCAAGCUAACGAUCCAACAAGAGAAAAGUUUAGCUCUUUUAUAGAGUCUAUAGUUGUAGACUUCAAAGACAAGGAAGAUAAUAGCGUGCCACCCAGGAAGGAGGAUUCUGCUUCUGCCGAAGAAAAUACCACCGAAAUACCUAACGAUAAAAGUGUGAAUUUGAGUUUGCCUUUGCAAUUUUCUCUGCCGAAUGGUAAUAACCCCACAACGAGCAACAUGGUUCAAAAUAAUGGCAUGAAGGAAGAAGAGACUGUUGGGAAAGACGGCAGUUCCACAACGCUCAAACUAGAACCAGUGAAAUGGCAAUACGACCCAAAUAAUCCUGUAGAUUUCGAUGGACUCGAUAUUAAGAGGCCGGGGUCUGAAAACGUUGAAUGUACCAUACGCAUACUACGCAAAUCGUCCCCUGAGGAGCCGUUUAUGAGUUAUUCUCCCGAACUGGCCAGGAUUAUAGGAUUAAAGAGGGGGACAUUGCAUGACGCGAUUUUUUCCAUAUACAAAUAUAUUCAUUUAAAUGAGUUGCUCACCGGGGAUGAGUCUGCAUUUGAAACUUCGAUGAAUAUUAGAAACAGUCACAGUAGUAAUACCAACACUAAUAGGUCACUCGAUGCAAAACACAACCAAACAUCCAUUGUCAAAUUAGACUUUCAGCUAUUGACUCUAUUACCCAGUGGCAUGAAAGAAUCUUCACGAGAAACAAUGAAGUUAAUGGAUUUGCUAGCUCUAAUUAAUGCACAUUUACUUCCAUUAGAGCCUAUUGAGAUCGAUUAUUUGGUACGUGUAGAUAAAGCAUCCACAUAUGGUGAGUUGAUUCUUGAUAUCGAGGUGCCCGAUACCGAUGCUCUAAAACUCAAUAGUAAACAGAGGGAAAGUCAAAUUGGGGCUGCCGAAUUACAUCUAAGCAAUAAGGAUUUGGAACAAAUCAGAUCAAAGAUAGAUUCGCAAGACAAAGAAAUAAGAUCUAUCUUGACAAACUUACACGAAAGUAACAAACGAUAUCGUUUUUUCAAAAAGAUUAGCGAGGACCCAGUUAAGACGUUAAAUGAUUGCAUUUCUUCUACUUCCAAUACCCUGAAGGUGUUAUCCGGUGAUGAAGGCUAUAAUGAAGAUAUGGUAAGAAGAGCACAGUUCUACACAGAAAACGAAGCCAUGUUGCGUGAAAACAUAGAAGUUAUAUUAUCAAACGGGCGAAUGUAA